AUGUCGCUCUCUAGUCCCAAGUCCGCACCCGAAUCCCGGCCAUGCCCGUCGUGCCAUCAUCCACCAAGUCGCGGCAGACCGACUGCGGCUCUUUCGAGCCUUGACAGUCUGCUUAAAGGUGCUGAAUCUGGCUGUCUUUCUUGCUCAGUCUUAAGUGCUGGCAUCAAGAGUGUCAUUGGCGAUGAUGUAUCCCCGGAUACUCGGUCUCAAGACUCUGGCGAGUGGUUCCGCAUGGACAUGGGCAUGGGGGUUUCGGGCCAGAGUCUCAACUUAACCCUCUUCAAACGCGAGCUGGAAAUAUCCGUAUUUGCUCCACCACAAUCUAAAACCCCUGAAUUUGAAUGCUUAUUUCCAACUAUUCCAGUCGGAGAUUUAAACCUCCCCAACAGGACAGACUCUGAAGCUAGCCUCGAAUGGGUGUUAGAGAAGCUCAGACACUGUGACAACAGCCACGAAUGCCGCCAGAAGAACUCUGAUUCAAAGGGGGCACGGCCACAACGAAUUCUCUAUAUUGGCUCUACGAACAACGAUUACGUCCGACUGAAAGCAUUUGACACUGAUGAUGUCGCGAUACCCAAAUAUGCUUGUUUAAGCCACUGCUGGGGCGCGUCAAAACCUUCGAGUACCACGACAGCCAAUCUUGCUUCACACGAACAAGGAAUCCCCCGGAGUACACUACCUCCCUUGUUUCAAGAUACGAUAAAAUACGUGCGGAGAUUAGGCAUCUCUCUGUUGUGGAUUGAUAGCCUUUGCAUUAUCCAAGAUGAUAAAGAAGACUGGAGAAAGGAGGCCGCUAAGAUGGCAUCAGUCUACCAAAACGCAUAUCUAGUAAUCUCCGCAUCCAAGUCUUCUGGUUCUGGAGAUAGCUUAUUUGGUGAGGUCGACGAACAGCUGAAACCCAGCAUCAUUCCUGUCCCAUCUCUAGGUCAAGGAUCCGCUGUAUGCUUUCGCAAGUCAUUGACUCAUAUGCCUGGGUAUAUGGAUCAAAAAUUCGCUAAGCCGUCUCCUCUUCCAACAUUCAACCGUGGAUGGAUAUUCCAGGAGCGUCUUUUGUCUUCUAGAAUACUUCAUUUUGGACCACAAGAGCUCUCGUGGGAAUGUCUACAGGAAUCUGCCUGCCAGUGCACGGGACAUUAUGCUCCCUCGGCCACCGUUGACCCUGUUGAUAUGGCCUGGCAUAUGAUAGUGGAAGACUAUACGAGACUUCAUCUUACUUUCGAAACUGAUGUUUUCCCAGCGAUAUCUGGUAUUGCUAAAAGGUUCCAAUCUUCGUUAGGAUCCGAGUACGUUGCUGGCUUGUGGACAAAAUCUCUGAUUGACGACCUUGCGUGGCAUAAAGAAAACACGACCGGUGACUCCACAAAGCAAAUCGAAUGGCAGCAACGUCCUAAGGCAUGGCGAGCUCCGACGUGGUCAUGGGGAGCAGUACGAGGUCACGUUGAAUUCCUCGAUAUAGGAACCGGUACGAGCGCUUUAUGUAAAGUUGAAGAGGUGAAAUGCUCUACUUACCAGUCGGAUCCAACUGGUGAACUUAAGAAUGGCCAUCUACUACUGCGUGGCUAUCUCAUACCAACAUCGAUUCAGUAUAAAGCAUCUGUAAAGCCAAACGAAAGGAAGCCAUUUGACUUAUUCGAACUCGACAUUAUGCAAGGUCAGGUGGGCAAUGUGUGGGCAGACUACGACUCGUCAACACCAGGAGAUGCCUACAUUGCUCCUGGUACAACUGUGAAAUGUUUCGUACUUUCCACUAGGCUUGACUCGGGAUCAUUGGUUCUUCUUAUACUGAAGGAAGCCGGAUAUGAUGAAACGAGAUGCUGCGCGGUAUGGCAGCGGCUGGGGCUGGUCCAACUGUCAAGGCCACCCACCGUCCUCGCAGAAGCGAAAGAUUACUGGUUCGACGUGUUCAAAGGACGAUUAAGUGACGAAACAUUAGUGAAGAUUAUAUAG
Molecule: messenger RNA, 1947 nt
Organism: Trichoderma breve
Lineage: Eukaryota; Fungi; Ascomycota; Sordariomycetes; Hypocreales; Hypocreaceae
Product: heterokaryon incompatibility protein (HET) domain-containing protein
Exons: 3
Coding region: 1-1947 (648 amino acids)
Source: RefSeq, a predicted model, not a curated record